CUCAACGCACCGUUCGCCUCUUGCAGCGAUCCCGACAACGUAGCCUUCUGCGUGCUGGCCGCGGACGAGGAGGAUGAGGGGGACAUUGCCCUGCAGAUCCACUUCACCCUGAUCCAAGCCUUUUGCUGCGAGAAUGACAUUGACAUCGUGCGGGUGAACGACUUGUCCAAGCUCGCUGCCAUCGUGGGGCCCAGCGAGGACUCUGGGGAGCCGCGGGACUUCCACUGCAUCCUCAUCAUGAACCCGAGUGAGGACGGCUGGAAGGACCCAGCUCUAGAAAAGCUGAACUCGUUUUGUGAAGCGAGCCGAAAUGUCAAUGACUGGGUGCCGACUGUCCCCCUGCCUGAGUGAUGGGGACCCAGUGCACUGGGGAGGCUGAAACCUUUGUUGCAUUCUCUAUGUGGUAUGGGUUCACCAUUGUGCAACAAGCUGCUGAUUCCAUGGAUUAGCCUGGUCAAGAGACUGGAUUAAAGUCACUCAGACUGGCAUGCAGUGGGCUCUUACGGAGGAGAGAGAGAACAGCUCACCUCACCAGUGAGCCUCAGUAGGCUGCAACCGUGGAGAGGCUGAAAUACCAUGGAACUGAAAGAAGUAUUGCAAGUUUCCUGGUCAAGUGGAGCUGUUUCGGAAGGCAGAGAGAAAGUUGAGGGAAGUGGGCCAAAACUUUCCAGAAGGACUGGACAGAGUAUUGUAACUAGGAACUGUUCAUGCUGUCUGCAAAACACAGAAGGAAGUUUCAGUUUUGAUGGACUACCUGGUUCCUAAAUUAGAUUCCAAAGUAGACUUUAACAGGCCUCUUGGGUCACUCUGCAGAAUUAGUUUAAUAAUGCAAUAAUUUCUAUUGAACUAUUUGCUGCUAUUGAAGCUUUCAUAAUAAAUUUUUUGACAAUUAA
Molecule: messenger RNA, 893 nt
Organism: Nestor notabilis (Kea)
Lineage: Eukaryota; Metazoa; Chordata; Aves; Psittaciformes; Psittacidae
Gene: GADD45G
Product: growth arrest and DNA-damage-inducible, gamma
Exons: 2
Biological process (GO): regulation of cell cycle
Cellular component (GO): nucleus; cytoplasm
Source: RefSeq, a predicted model, not a curated record